AUGCCUUUCCACAAGCUUGUGAAGAGCAGCGCGUACUACAGUCGCUUCCAGACCAAGUACAAGCGCAGAAGGGCCGGAAAGACCGACUACUAUGCCCGCAAGCGUCUGAUUACCCAGGCCAAGAACAAGUACAAUGCUCCCAAGUACCGCCUGGUCGUCCGCUUCACCAACCGGGACAUCAUCCUGCAGAUCGUCUCCUCCGAGAUCAGCGGUGACAAGGUCUUCGUCUCUGCCUACGCCCACGAGCUCAAGGCCUACGGCAUUGAGCACGGUCUGACCAACUGGGCUGCCGCCUACGCGACCGGUCUCCUGAUCGCUCGCCGUGCCCUCAAGAAGCUCGGCAUUGACGAGACCUUCACCGGUGUCGAGGAGGCCGACGGAGAGUACACCCUGACCGAGGCUGCUGAGACCGACGACGGUGAGCGCCGCCCCUUCAAGGCCAACCUCGACGUCGGUCUGGCCCGCACCUCGACUGGUGCCCGUGUCUUCGGUGCCCUCAAGGGUGCCUCCGACGGUGGCAUCUUCGUCCCCCACUCCGAGAACCGUUUCCCCGGUUAUGACAUCGAGUCCAAGGAGCUCGAUGCCGACACCCUCCGCAAGUACAUCUACGGCGGCCACGUCGCUGAGUACAUGGAGACCCUCGCCGACGACGACGAGGAGCGCUACAAGAGCCAGUUCCAGAAGUACAUCGACGACGACGUCGAGGCUGAUGGUAUUGAGGACCUGUACGCCGAGGCCCACAAGGCCAUCCGUGAGGACCCCUUCAAGAAGUCCGAGAGCGAUGCUCCCAAGAAGUCCAAGGACGAGUGGAAGGCCGAGUCCAAGAAGUACCGCCAGAAGAAGCUCAGCUACGACGAGAAGAAGCAGCGUGUCCAGGCCAAGAUCGCUGAGCUCCGCGAGGAGUAA
This is a messenger RNA of Diaporthe citri, 906 nucleotides long. RefSeq lists its product as uncharacterized. Gene Ontology annotation, biological process: translation; ribosomal large subunit assembly. The record is from RefSeq and is a predicted model, not a curated record. Gene Ontology annotation, molecular function: 5S rRNA binding; structural constituent of ribosome. The transcript has 4 exons. The coding region runs from base 1 to 906 and encodes 301 amino acids. Lineage: Eukaryota; Fungi; Ascomycota; Sordariomycetes; Diaporthales; Diaporthaceae. Gene Ontology annotation, cellular component: ribosome; cytosolic large ribosomal subunit.